This is a messenger RNA of Osmia bicornis bicornis, 1533 nucleotides long. RefSeq lists its product as uncharacterized. NCBI's taxonomy places the organism in Eukaryota, Metazoa, Arthropoda, Insecta, Hymenoptera, Megachilidae. The transcript is spliced from 6 exons. Bases 234 to 1148 code for a protein of 304 amino acids. The record is from RefSeq and is a predicted model, not a curated record.
GACAAAUGCAAAGUUCCUAGAGUACGCCACCCCUAAAUGGGGAAACCUGUAAUGAAAUGAAAUGAGAUAGUGCUGGGUUUUUGUGCAGGAUACUGUGUCAUGCUGAGAAACUGUGGGAAUCCCUCUUACUCAAGACAACAUAUCAUAUGAGAAGCUCUGUUAUUACAAACAGUUAUUAUAUAAAAGAUCUACUCUAAUUAACUUUAAUACAACAAGUUUUUUUAAAGUCAGGAAUGGAAGGCACCAUUAAACCUCCAGGUCCAUUAUCCAACAAGGGAAAUAUGGCUGAAAAUUGGAUGAGAUGGAAGAAAGAUUUUAUGAUCUUCUUGGAACUUAGUAACUUCAUUGAUAAAUCCCAAGAUAUAAAAGCUUACCUUCUGAGAAACUACAUAGGAGAAGUUGGUCUAAAUGUUAUACAGAAAAUAAAUGUAGCAGAUAGAGAUAAUAUAUAUGCAUUACUGGCAAAGCUUGAUACAUUCUUUAAUCCUGUAAAUGAAGUUGAGGCUAGAUAUAACUUUUUUACUAGGCAUAAACAAAGAAAUGAAUCUAUUGAAGCUUAUAUUACUGACUUAAAAAGGAAGGCAGAAACUUGUAAUUUUGGGAAGUUGACAGACAGUUUAAUUAGAGAUAAAGUAGUUGCUGAUUUAAACGAUAAAGUACUCAGGAAAAAGUUGUUUGAAGUACAAAAUCUUGAUUUGCCAAAAUUAGUGUCAAUGUGCAACGAACAUAAUGUUGUUAUAACACAAAAACAACAAGCUUCCUCAGAAGAUACUAAGCAGAAAAAAGGAGACUCCUGCUGUUGGAGAUGUAAACAAAAACAUCCUUUCAAUCGUUGUCCCGCUUGGAAUUUCAAAUGUGCACAUUGUAAUGAACUUCAUCACUUCAAUUACUGUUGUCCAAGAAACAAUCCUUCAAAUAAGAAAAGACAGGAAACAAAUAAAUGCAACCUUCCUACUGCACCAUUACCCUCUAACCGUGACCGAGUUUAUCCGGAUUUAAGAUACGUUGAUACACCCGAACAUUCGAAUGAAAGUUACCAGCAAAAUGCAACAUUGCCUAUAAAUGGACAGAGAAGUACGCAAACAGCAAACGCAAAUCCCAAUUUUAAAGAGGGGGUUGCAGUAGAAAACUCGUGUAUACUCUCAUAGAAGUAUUAUACGGCAAUCAAAUUUUUAUCAGUAUAUGCGACAACAUAACUUUUUUAUUAUAAAUAUAUGAUAUCUUAAUAUAUUAAAUAUAAAAGCGUAAGGGAACAGAAUUGCAUUAGUAAAUAAAUAAAAUGUGUAUAGAAAUAACUAUGUAUUGUAUACAACAUCGAAUAAAUUCCAAUUUUGACAUUUAACGUUAUUACAGUAAUCCGUAAGUUAAAUGCAAUAAUUUUUAUAAACCUUGGAAAAGAAACAAAUGGCACAUUAAAUAUUCACUACAUACAUUGUUUUUUUUAUCAACGGUAAAAUUUAAAGAGCGAACUAAAACUAUAUGUGUAUAAUUAUAAUGUUCCAUUCAUUAUUAAUAAAAAGAACAAAAAAGUGA